GGAAGGUUUUUAGCAGCGGAGCGGGCGGCGGUGCCGGAAGCCGCCGGCGGCUCCGCCAAGGGUGGCGGCAAUGGCGGGCUGGGGCCUGCUGGGCCGGCUUGGGGGGCGGCUGUGGGCGGCAGCGCCGGGGAGGCCGCUCUGGGCCGCGGCUUCUGGCAGCAGGGGGCAGCUGGGCUUUGUAGUCAGGCAUGUUAACAGUGCAACAUGGUGGCACGAGCAUCUUUCUGAAGAGAAUGUCGAGUUCCUCAAGAAGAUAACUGCAGAGGAAUAUAAAGCUCAGACAGCCAGCAAGCUGUGCCCUCUGAAAGAUGAACCGUGGCCACUGAACGAGUGGAAACCAGAUUCCAUCAGAGUUGGUGUUGUUGCAGUAAAACUGGGAAUGAUGCCAAUAUGGACCAAGUCAGGAAAAAAACACGCUGUGACACUCCUUAAGGUGCAAGAUUGCCAUGUUUUAAGAUACGUUUCAAAGGAAGAGUCAGGUGGAAAAACAUCUAAACUACUUGUUGGAGGCAAAAACGGAUCUCCUUUUUUUAAAUCAGAGGCUGCAAUGGAAAUUUUUAAAGAAGCUGGAGUCCCGCCAAAGCAGAAAGUUACAACAUUUAAUGUAACAGAUGAUGCCAUUAUUAAACCAGGUACUCCUUUGUAUGCUGCUCACUUCCGCCCAGGGCAGUUCGUGGAUGUUACUGCAAAAACAAUUGGUAAAGGUUUUCAAGGUGUCAUGAAAAGGUGGGGAUUUAAAGGCCAGCCUGCAAGCCACGGCCAGACGAAAACUCACAGACGUCCUGGAGCAAUAUCUACCAAUAAAGCUUCCAAAGUUUAUCGUGGAAAGAAGAUGCCUGGUAAAAUGGGUAACAUCUAUAGGACAUCCUUUGGAUUAAAGGUGUGGAGGAUCAACACAAAACAUGACAUUAUUUACGUAAAUGGAUCUGUUCCAGGUCACACAAAUUGUCUGGUGAAGGUCAAAGACAGCAAAUUGCCUACUUACAAGGACUGCAAUAAAAACCCUCCAUUCCCUACAUUUUUUGCUGAUGGAGAUGAAAACCUACCAGAAGACCUGUAUGAUGAGGAGAUUUUCCAGUUCACAGAUCCAUCUGUCACAUAUGCAUAAUACUCUUCACAUCUCUGAAAACACACAAGUCUAUUAUUUUCACGAACUUUACAAUGCUGUAUAAAAAGUAAACCUGUGAAUUGCAGCCUGGCCAACUGACGUGAAUGUUUCAGAUCUUGCCAUUUUGGUCAGGUAACAAUAUUUACCACUGCCAAUUUCAAACCUGUAUUUAAAGCAGCAGGUGAGUCUGAGGGGCAGGUUGUAAGGCACACCAAACAGUUUGUGUUAAGUGAUCUUUUGUCCUCUGUUUCAGGCUGCAAAACCUUAGACAAUUCUGAAAAACUGUGGGUUUUUUUAAGAUGGUUGCAUUUAAUUUUCUGAAUGCUGCCAAACGCUGUUUCCUUUUUUUUUUGGAGGGUGUUCUGACCAACUCUGAUCAGUCAAAAAGCUUUCAAAUCUGCCUUGGCAUCUGGGGGGAUGGAUAAAUCAGAUAUGAGUCCAACUUUGUGAAGAAUAAUCCAAAAUAAAACAGGAAAAUACAUUA
Messenger RNA from Columba livia (rock pigeon), 1592 nucleotides. RefSeq names its product mitochondrial ribosomal protein L3 (gene MRPL3). The record is from RefSeq and is a predicted model, not a curated record. Gene Ontology annotation, cellular component: mitochondrial large ribosomal subunit; ribosome. The transcript is spliced from 10 exons. Lineage: Eukaryota; Metazoa; Chordata; Aves; Columbiformes; Columbidae. Gene Ontology annotation, biological process: translation. The coding region runs from base 71 to 1108 and encodes 345 amino acids. Gene Ontology annotation, molecular function: structural constituent of ribosome.